Molecule: messenger RNA, 562 nt
Organism: Sceloporus undulatus (fence lizard)
Lineage: Eukaryota; Metazoa; Chordata; Lepidosauria; Squamata; Phrynosomatidae
Gene: TMEM258
Product: transmembrane protein 258
Exons: 4
Coding region: 155-394 (79 amino acids)
Biological process (GO): protein N-linked glycosylation
Cellular component (GO): membrane-bounded organelle
Source: RefSeq, a predicted model, not a curated record
GAGAGAGGAGGCGAGAGGGGACUUUCAUUCUGGCCUGGACAGGAAGUUCCCGGAUGGAUUUCCGGCGUCUCCGCCGAGGAAGAGACGUGUCCCUGCGUGGCCUGGGAGGAGGAAGAGGAGCCUGAGCUGACUAGAGAAGGGGCCAGGGAGCAAGAUGGAGCUUGAGACGAUGAGCAGAUACACCAGCCCAGUGAACCCGGCUGUGUUUCCACAUCUGACCGUGGUGCUCUUGGCCAUUGGCAUGUUCUUCACUGCCUGGUUCUUCGUUUAUGAAGUGACCUCUACUAAAUAUACUCGGGAUAUUUACAAGGAACUGCUCAUUUCCCUGGUGGCUUCACUUUUUAUGGGCUUUGGAGUACUCUUCUUACUGCUCUGGGUUGGAAUCUAUGUUUGACAAUAAGCCAAGAGCUGUUUCAGGUUCCAGAAGAAUUGCUGAAGUUUCUUUUUUAUUUUUGUACUUAAUGUAGCUCAUCACACCUGUAGUCUGUGUAAAUCCUGACACAUUGUUACAGCCCAGAAUAUCGUAACAUCAGAUGAAUAAAGCUGACUGUGAUGACAUGAA